Molecule: messenger RNA, 2453 nt
Organism: Cydia fagiglandana
Lineage: Eukaryota; Metazoa; Arthropoda; Insecta; Lepidoptera; Tortricidae
Gene: Hp1b-l
Product: chromobox protein homolog 1-like
Exons: 7
Coding region: 81-647 (188 amino acids)
Biological process (GO): negative regulation of transcription by RNA polymerase II; chromatin organization
Cellular component (GO): nucleus; pericentric heterochromatin
Molecular function (GO): chromatin binding
Source: RefSeq, a predicted model, not a curated record
UUUCCGAGUAGCCGCACCGAGUGCACGACGCCGGGCUUUUGGAUUUCUAUAUUUCGAAACUUUGAUUCAAGCAAAUAAAUAUGUCUGAGAAGAAGAAGGAAGGUAGCGAGGCUGAGCCUGAAGAAGAAUUCUCUGUGGAGAAAGUUCUUGACAGAAGAGUUCGGAAUGGAAAAGUGGAGUACUUCCUAAAAUGGAAGGGAUACAGUGAUGCGGACAACACAUGGGAGCCAGAGGAGAAUCUCGACUGUCCAGAUCUUAUCUCAGCCUUUGAAGAGGCUAGGAAAAAAAAAGAAGCUGCCGGCCCUGGAAUAGGACAACCUGAGGGCAAAACUGCAAAGGUGGAUAAAGAUGUGAAGAAACGCAAGUCCACCGCCGCGACGCCAGAUCUCAAAGGUGCUAAAAAGUCCAAGAGUGAUGACAAGAAAGCAUCUGGCUUUGACCGUGGCCUCGAGCCAGAGAAGAUUAUUGGAGCAACAGACAGCAGCGGCGAGCUGAUGUUCCUCAUGAAGUGGCAAGGCACAGACGAAGCGGACCUGGUCCCGGCCAAGCAAGCCAACGUGAGGUGCCCGCAGGUCGUCAUUCAGUUCUACGAGGAGAGGCUCACCUGGCACACGCCGGCGCCUGAUGAUGCCAACAACGAUGACUAGAUUUAACUGCUGGAAGGUUGUGGAGGUGAAAAUAUUCCAUUACUGUGGUAUCAAAACAAACUGUGUUUAGUUUUACUCGGAUUCAUUUAAACUUGGUGUUUUUUCAAGAAAAAUAAUGAUACUUUGUUGGUUGGGAAUAAGACGUUAUUAAUAUUGAUAUUUGAUAAUAGGUAGUGAUAAUCAAACGAGCUUCUUGAAGUGAAGUUCGAUCGAUAUUAUAUGAGUCACUAAAUUUGAAGAUACAUAUAUGACGGAGGGAUGGCCUAUGGCGGGGGCACGCAGUACAUCGAUAUAUUAAUUUCACAGCUUAAAUUAGUAUGCUACCAGUGCAUGAAAUAAGCAUUCGGACUAGUUAACCAUACUAAUGGCUGAUAUUCUAGUACUAAAUGAUGAAAAUGACUAUUCAUUCUUUGGAUGCAAGGAUUCAAAUAAAAGGAUCACAUGAAAACGUUUAAAUCUUUAUUUCACAAAAGUAAACUUCUAAUGACACCUAUGAAAUCAAAUUAACACUGUUCGGAAAACAUAUCAAAACUCAAAAAUCCGCGUUUUCCCAGAGAUACGACCUAGCUAGAUCGAUUUAUCGGCCCCGAAAACCGCCAUGUAGCAAAUGUCAUCAAAAUCGUUACAGCCGUUUCCGAGAUCCCCGAAAUAUAUAUAUAAUGAAAUAAAUAUAUACAAGAGUUGCUCUAUUAAAGGUAUAAGGUUUAUAUCUGAAAAAUUAAGUGACGAAAUAUAAUCAUUUUUGAUAACGGUUCUUAUAAACAACCGAUGAAGUAUUGCUUUCUGCUUGAGAAGGUCAUACCCAUUCUUCCAUUACGAAAUGUAUCGGAAGGGCUCCAAGACUGGUACAUACUCGUAUAUAUCCCGUUUUUCUAAUUUGAGUCGCAAGUAAGUACCAAACAAAACUAUUCCACUUGUAAGGGCCCAGCGUCAAAAUUAGCUUUAGACUCCCUUAACUUUGCCAUGUCUACAGGAAAGACGCGAAUGAACUGAGCAUACUAUAAUAUGUGUAUGAGCUAAACGCUCAAAUUGUAUUGCUACCAUUUUUUUUAUAAAACUGAUUAUAUUGAAUUAUAUCUGUGUUACUUUCACUUUUUAAAUAUCGCGGUAACCGAAGACAAUCUUAAAAAUAGUUUGUACACAACUCUUUUCCAAACCACAUAGAUGUAUUGUAGCUCUAUUAAAUUUGCAAUACUUGGCACCACUAACCCGGAGUUAAGCGGUUGAACCGUUAAAUCAGUGUCAAAAUACACUGGUAACCAUGGUAUGUCCAUCUUUAACCGGUUAACCCCCGGUUACCAUGCAAGUGGCCCUCUCUGGUACAAUGUAUGUAGAUUGCAUUAUCUACAAGAACGAAUUGUAAAUUAAUACCGCUUGGGAUAGACAUAACGUGUUUAAAGAGAAAAUAAACUUAAGGCCCCCCCCCCCACAUCUGGCGUCUUUCGAGCGUCGGCGUCUGUCGGCGUCGGUCCAGCGCUAUGGAAAAUGACGUCGCUGCGCAGUUGCGUCGACGUCGGCCAUAGAAUUGUAGACGCCGACGCUCGUAAGACGCCAGAUGUGGGGGGGCCCUAAGGAUGUUUCUGGAUUUGUGGAUUUACGCAAAAAGUUUGUGGAUAUAGAUUAAGAAUCAAUCAUAAGCAAAUGAACUGAAAAUAUUUCUUUAAUAAUUUCAAACUAUGAUUUGUUAACCAUUUUUUUAUCCUAUGACUUGUUUUGCCAGUCAUUGAGAAGGAUACAGUUCAUUAUGUCUUAUCUUUAACUAUCGACACUAUGUUAAGUGACUAGGCAAUAAAAGUGUUUGCCAAA